Molecule: messenger RNA, 1617 nt
Organism: Apodemus sylvaticus (European woodmouse)
Lineage: Eukaryota; Metazoa; Chordata; Mammalia; Rodentia; Muridae
Gene: Gpr150
Product: G protein-coupled receptor 150
Exons: 1
Coding region: 106-1389 (427 amino acids)
Biological process (GO): neuropeptide signaling pathway
Cellular component (GO): membrane
Molecular function (GO): corazonin receptor activity
Source: RefSeq, a predicted model, not a curated record
CAACUAACUUUGGGAAGUCACAGAGAUCCAGCGAUGUGACCCGCGCCACCUCUCCUACACUUGGCCUUUUAAACGUUAUCUCUCAGCGGUACCUCCGGAUUAAGGAUGGAAGAUCCCUUCAGCCCCUCAACUCUAUCUCUGUCACCCAACCUCUCCGUACCCAUUCGGCCAAGCUGGGGUCUCAACCUGACUUCUGGGCAGGGAGCCUCUAUCCCGGGACCGCAGCCGCCUCCAAGCGGGCCAGCUAGCCACCGGAUCCAUCUGGUUUUCUUGGGGAUCAUCCUGGUGGCCGCGGUAGCUGGCAACACCACGGUGCUCUGCCGCCUGUGCAGCGGUAGCAGCAGGCACUGGCCGGGUCCCAAGCGUCGCAAGAUGGACUUCCUGCUAGUGCAGCUAGCAGCGGCUGACCUGUAUGCGAGUGGAGGCACCGCACUAUCGCAGCUGGCUUGGGAGCUGCUGGGCGACCCGCGACCGGCUCUGGGCGACUUGGCUUGCCGCCUUUCCCAGCUGCUGCGGGCAUCGGGGCGGGGCGCCUCCGCCCACCUGGUGGUGCUCAUUGCCUUGGAGCGCCAGCUCGCUGUGCGCGGUCCUCAGGGGCCGCAGCUGCCAGCACGCGCCCUGGCUGCCCUGAGCUGGCUGCUGGCUCUGUUGCUGGCGCUGCCACCGACCUUCGUGGUGCGCUGGGACGCUGCUCCAUCUUCAACCGUCAGCUUCUGGCCGGGGGAGCAUCGCUGCGGGAGCAUCUUCGCGCUCCUACCGCGCUGGCACCUGAAGAUCUACGCGCUCUAUGAGUCUAUCGUGGGCUUCGCCGUGCCGGUCGCUAUCUUGGGUGUCUCUUGCGGCCACCUGCUGUGUGUCUGGUGGCAACGUGGGUCUCAGGCUCCAGUGACUGGGAUGCCCUGGUCACCUAGUAUGGCCCGAGCCUCCUUGCCCAGAGCGCUGCCCCGAGCCAAGGUGCAAAGCUUGAAAAUGAGCUUGGCGCUGGCACUGCUCUUCGUGGGCUGCGAUCUUCCCUACUUCGCCACUCGCUUGGCAGCCGCCUGGUCAUCGGGGCCCACGGGUGACUGGGAGGGAGAGAGCCUGGUGGCGGCAAUGCGCGUCGUAGAGGUGGCCAACAGCGCCAUCAACCCUUUGGUCUACCUUUUCUUCCAGGCGGGCGACUGCCGUCUCUGGUGGCUGCUGCGGAGGCACCUAGGAGUUCUGUGCUGUGUGCGGGAGGAAGAAGCUGAUAUCAGCAUAGGGGCUGGAGACCACCAGGCACUCCAGCGCCAUCGCUGGCCCCACCCUCAUUAUCACCACGCCCGGCGGGAGGAGCGGGACCAGGGCUGCCUGCGCCCACCUCCGCCACGCCCCAGACCGCUGCCCUGCUCCUGUGAAAGUGUCUUCUAGGAGCUGCUGCACAGACAGGUCGUUUGUCUUUGUGGCACAGUCUUCAGAUAACACAGGGUGUAAGUGGUCUGCCUAAAUCACCAAGAGUGGAACUGUCUGCAGGAACCACAAAAGCUGCCCGCAUCCUGUAUGCAACAGUUAUUUCCUUCUAAUAAGGACAUGGUUUUCACUUCCCGCUAGUUUUCUUCCCUCUGGUUCCUCUCAUAAUGCCCAUUUUGAGGAGACCAG